Molecule: messenger RNA, 756 nt
Organism: Penicillium longicatenatum
Lineage: Eukaryota; Fungi; Ascomycota; Eurotiomycetes; Eurotiales; Aspergillaceae
Exons: 2
Coding region: 1-756 (251 amino acids)
Molecular function (GO): acyltransferase activity, transferring groups other than amino-acyl groups
Source: RefSeq, a predicted model, not a curated record
AUGGCAGAACCCCAGUUCGAAGUGAAACUUAUUCCAACAAAAGAGGAAUACGCUCGCCUUGUCGAAGUGCUAUGGGCCGCAAAUUUCAACCCAUACAACCCAAUUUUUACUGCUGUCCAUCCAAUCAAUGGCCACACCCCCGAAGAUCGCGCCCGAGACAAAGCACUCGAUACCGAAAUCCGGUGGAAUGCAAGCGAGAAAAACCCCUUCUCGCACCUAAUAUAUGUGAUCGAUAAAGAAACAGGAGAAGUAGCGGGAGGCUGUGAAUGGUUCAUUUUCCACGAAAAUCCAUUCCCAAAUGGGCCGCAGCAAAUCAAAUGCACCUGGUAUCCCGAGGGAACAGAGCGUGCUGAGUACGCGGAACGUAUGCUAUCGAACGCAUUCUUUCCUCGACAGUGUUGGUUGCAACGUCCACAUGCUGGUGUCAAUGCCAUGGGCGUACACCCGAAGUAUCGACGACGCGGGGUUGGGCGACUUCUCAUGGAGUGGGGCCACACGUUGAUUGAUCCACUGGGCUACGAGAGCUUUAUUGAAGCCAGUCCGGUAGGGCGCUGGCUUUAUGAACAGUAUGCGUAUCGGCGAGUGAUGGGUUUGCAUAUUGAUUUUGACAAGCCAAAUCCGAGUGAUGAGUGGUUGCGGCUAGUGCAUGAGUGCAAGCCACCCGGUAUUUUGCUUCUUUGGAGGCCGCCUCGUGGGGAAUGGACGGAGAAAGUCCCACCAGGUCCUUGGGCCGUCUCUGAGAAAACGUUUGAGUAG